AUGCCCAAAGUGCAGAAGCUUCACGAUGCGUGCCGAGCCGCUUUUGUUGGCUCGCAACUACCCGACGCACAAGCGUUACAACGGGUCCGGACCAUUCUAGACGCGAUCCGCCCGGCGGACGUAGGGCUAGAGGCCAUGGCGGCGGGGGCGGCAGGGGCGGAGGGCUCCCCUGUCAGAGCGGCACCCGGGGCGAAAGGGGGAGGCGGGCGGGGGGGGAAAGGGGGGGCGCGCGGGCAGGAUAGCCGGAGACCAGGGCCAGCGCCGGCGGCGGCGGCGGCGGCGGCGGUGGUGGCUUCGGGGGGAAAGCAGGCGCGGUGGUCUCCCGCCAUCACGUACCUGCACGUCUACGAGUGUGAGGACUUCUCGAUCGGCAUAUUCUGCUUGCCGGCGUCGGCGCGCAUACCGCUGCACAACCACCCGGGUAUGACGGUGCUGUCGAAGCUGCUGUACGGCUCCAUGCACAUCCGCUCCUUCGACUGGGUGCGCCCCAUCGAUGACGCCGCCUCCUCCGCCGCCCUCGCCACCGCUGCUGCUGCUGCGUCUGCUGCCGCUGCUGCUGCUGCCACGUCUGCUUCUGCGACGCCUGAUGUUCACCACCUCGCAGCCACCCUCCCUCUCACUGCCACCGCUACCACAUUCCAUCCCACCACGUUCAAUCUCCUCCUCCAAUCUCUACCCCCAUGUCUCCGCCCAUCUCUCCGCCAUCCUUUCCCCAUCCCUCCCCCCCUCUUCCCCCCCCCAACCCUUCCCCCCUCCCAUCCCUCCUCUCAUCCCUCCCGUUGUCUUCCCCCAACCCCUCCCAAUCUCCCCGACCCACCCCACACCAUCCUCCCCACAAUCCCUCCCCCAUCCCCCCCUUUUCCCCAGAGGCGGACGGCCAGUGCGGUGCGGCUCGCGGAGGAGCUGGUGGAGGACCAGGUGCUGGAGGGUGUUUGUGAGAAUCCUCAAAAACACCCCGAUGGAGGACCAGUGCGGCGGCUAGCAGAGCUGGUGGAGGACGACAGCGCUGUGUGCCACCACGCAGGUGCUGCACUGCACCCCACGUGUUCGGAGUUGGUGGAGGACCAGGUGCUGACAGCGCCGUGUGCCACGGAGGUGCUGCACCCCACGUGCGGGGGCAACCUGCACGCCUUCACUGCUGUCACGCCCUGCGCCCUCCUCGUGUGCACCACGUUACUCAUUAUGUUGGUGUCCCUCAACCUGCCAAACCACUCCCCAUCCGCUCUCUGCUCCCUCCUUUCCUUCCUUUCCCUCUGCUACCUUCCUCAACCACCCCACCCACUGCGUCUGCUGUCAGGCGCGCUCCCCCCAGGGGUGAACGGGGAGAGGGGCAAUCCGUUCUGCUGGCUGGAGGAGUUUCAGCCGUCAGAUGACUUUGUCGUGCAACGGGGACACUACCGCGGCCCCAAGGUGUGCCCUUCCUUCCUUGCCUCUUCCAAACUCUUUAUUGCUCGUUUCCCUUCCUUCCCGCCUCUUCUGCCCUCUUCUUACCUCUUCACCCCGCAUCUCCCCUCCCCGCUUCUCCGCUAA
Closterium sp. Naga37s-1 is the source of this 1530-nucleotide messenger RNA. NCBI's taxonomy places the organism in Eukaryota, Viridiplantae, Streptophyta, Zygnematophyceae, Desmidiales, Closteriaceae. The record is from the annotation of a GenBank genome assembly.